AUGAACACCAUCCAGCGUGCCGCCGUUCUGGGCCAACGUCACUUUCGCUUCCCCGCUAAAGCUCACAUUGGGUCGGCCUCCCUGGUGGUCUCCGUACCGCUUGGCUUCUUCAUCGCAUCCCAAUGCACGGCCAGCAGACUCCACUUGAAGCGCCGCGAUGCCCAUGAGGAGCCGGCCACUCGUACAUCGCCCCAGGGCACUGUUCAUCUCCACGAGUCCUUCAAUGGUACCGUCGCCGUCGACUACAAGCUCAGCAACAAGGAGACGGCCAUCAUCAUGUGA
Molecule: messenger RNA, 282 nt
Organism: Acanthamoeba castellanii str. Neff
Lineage: Eukaryota; Discosea; Longamoebia; Acanthamoebidae
Exons: 1
Coding region: 1-282 (93 amino acids)
Source: RefSeq, a predicted model, not a curated record